Molecule: messenger RNA, 870 nt
Organism: Penicillium mononematosum
Lineage: Eukaryota; Fungi; Ascomycota; Eurotiomycetes; Eurotiales; Aspergillaceae
Exons: 1
Coding region: 1-870 (289 amino acids)
Molecular function (GO): hydrolase activity
Source: RefSeq, a predicted model, not a curated record
AUGGAUCAGCAAGAGAAGGUCAAGUUCGCAGAACAAGUGCGUCAAGUCACCUCAAAACAAUAUCCGGAAUAUUCACCACGUCCGGAUGCCAUCCUCCAUAUUCCCUCUCGUGCGGAAGAGCGGUCCAUCCGCGUUCACAAGUAUGAACCAUCGCAGAAAUCUUCCCCAGGCCCGGUCCUGAUCAAUUUCCAUGGAAGCGGCUUUAUCUUAAGGCUUCAUGGAAGCGACGAGGAAUUCGCAAGGCAAGUGGCCAGUAACACGGACUACACCGUGCUUGACUGCGCAUAUCGUCUUGCCCCCGAAGAUCCCUGGCCAGCAGCUGUUGAUGACGUCGAAGACGUUGUGAAAUGGGUUCUGUCACGUCCAACCGAGUUUCUCCCAUCCCGCAUAUCCAUUUCUGGCUUCAGCGCCGGCGGCAACCUUGCUCUGGUCGCCUCAUCUACCUUGUUUCCACGGCAAUUUGAGAAGGUUCUUGCUGUUUAUCCGGCUGUAAACCUCUUCCAAGACGGAGCAUCCAAAGCGGCUCCAGAUCCUAACGGCGAACCGAUUCCUACAUGGAUGACCGACAUCUUCACUGACUGCUAUGUUGGUCAGAAUAAUAAAAAGGACCCCCGGAUCUCGCCAUUCUUCAGUGCCCCGGAGAGUUUCCCGGACAAAUGUUGUUUUGUUACCUGCGCCCGUGAUAAUCUGUGUCCCGAAGCAGAAGAUCUUGCAAUGCAAAUCAAGUCAGCUCCUGGAAAGUUGGUCCAUCACCGUCGGAUGGAUGAGUGUGGACAUGCGUUUGAUAAGACAUACAAGCCAGGGUCUACAGAGGAGAAGGCAAAGGACGCAGCCUACAGUUUCCUAAUUAGUUUUCUUAAUAAUGAGUAG